This is a messenger RNA of Paramuricea clavata, 6072 nucleotides long. The record is from the annotation of a GenBank genome assembly. Lineage: Eukaryota; Metazoa; Cnidaria; Anthozoa; Malacalcyonacea; Plexauridae.
AUGCAAAGAGAAAGAGUAGCAGCAAUAGACGAACACCAACCUCUAAAUGGUGAGAAUGUCCAAUCUGGUGAUGGUGAUGGGAACAGUGGAGGUGAUAUUCAUGACAGUGGUGGUAAUAUUAAUAUUGAUUCUGGAGACACUGGCAGUGAUGAUGAUGAGGGUGGUGACUAUGUUCAUGAUUGUGGUGAAAGUGAUGAUGAUCAUGGCAAUAUUGGUGGUGACCCUGUUGACAAUGGUGGUGGUGAUCCUGAAUUGCCAGAUUUGGAUGAAGAUGAGGAAUUGGAUGAAGAUGCAGUCAUUAAAGAUUUUGUUCUGGAUGCUGUGCUCAGACUGGUAGAAAUAAAAGGUGAAGCAGGGUUCUCUCUAAAAACCUUGGAGGAACUGUUGAUCUGGGGACAGAAUCUGCACUGUGCAAAUAAUGAGCAAUUAUUACCUUUCUGGCCAUCUUGUUGGUCCGAGGUACAGGUAUUUUUAGAAAAUGUUGGAUACAAAUCUCCACAGUUGUAUUGGAUAUGCUUGGAUGAAAGUCACCCAUGUUUGUUUGGUUUAAUGAGAGAAAAAGCUGAACUAUGUAUACAUUGUGGCAAAGAGGGCACAAUUCCAUAUUAUUAUCUUAGUGCAACAGACAAAGUAAAAAGAUGGUGUUCUUUUCCUACAAUGUGCAGAAAUAUGACAGCACACUGGAGAGAAAAAAGCCAUUGGCUUCCUGCACAAUGGAAAGAAGGGUGGGGUUGGCUGUGUAAGAAAGAGUUCUGGGAUGGAACAUUUGGGACCCAGACACUGAGUGGACCCUCCCAGCAAAGUGUCCAGAAAAUGGAUGUGGAAUUGUUAUUUCUGCAGACGAGCUCCUGUCAGCCCCAGUAGCUUGUGAUGGAGUUGAUACCACAAGACUUGUCGAGAGCCCAUCUUGUCAAAACAUCUUUCAACAUAUUCCACAACAAGUAAGAGGUGAUCCAAGAAAUAUUGCCUAUGAUUGUAAGUUCUGUCACUGUUUUUGGCAUUAACCCUUUACUUUAUGUUAAUUACAGUAAAACUAUGGAUCCUCCAAAGUAAACAUAAACCUGGUAAAGGCUAAUGAAAUACAAGAAUUCAGUAAUUUAAAUACACACCCAAUUAUCUUAGUAUUUGACUAUUUUUUCAUCUCUUUUUACUUAUUAUAUAUGCCAAAUUGUUAAUUAAGUUUAUAAUAACUAUAUGUUUUAUUUCUGUAGUACAUUGGGAUGGAUGGCAGCUAUUCUCUUCAACAUCUAAAAGCUGUGGUGAGUUGUUAUUUAGCUGUAAUUCAUUAAGGAAUAUUCCGAAUUAUAAAUUUAAUUACUUUAAAAUAUUUAUGGGGGCAUAUGCUUUAGCUUUGAUUUUCUUGGCUUAGACAAUGUUUAUUUUUAAAAUUACUUCGUCAAUGAACUCAUAAGAUGGGUCAUUUUUUAAGUAUGAUAAAACGUUCUGAUCUGUAUCUGAUAUACAAGCUUGCCUUCGGCUCGAGUUUUAUGCUGCUCAUGUUUUAUCUAGUACAUAUAUAUAUUUAUAUCACAUUUGUGUCGGAGGUCUUUGAUCGUCCGAGGUUUAUAACUAGCUUAUAUACCUUGAAUAAAUAAUUGGAUUAAACUUGUAGACAAAACACGUGAAUUUUUCAUUAAAAAUUUUUGAAAAUGACAAAAUAUGUUAGAAAACCUCCACAAACGUGAUAUAAGUUAGUUAUAAACCUUGAAAGUCGGUUUAUAACUGAUAUAUUGCCGUCCUCGGGGGCAAUAUAUCAGUUAUAAACCUCCUACUCGGUUUAUAACGCUAACAUAUAUAUAGUUUUAUACAUAAUACAUGCUAUAUUGUAAAUCUAGGUAUUCCAGUAAAUUAUGCCAUUAUGGUCGAUGAAAUUCCUGCAGGACCAGCAACAUUGCGUCACCUUGUGCUUUGCACUUCUGGUGACCACGUGGGUUUAUGUGAGAUUGGGAAGUUUAUUAAGUGUGGUAAGAAAGGGUGCCGUCGUUGUGACACAACAAGUAAGUACAGUUUUGAAAAGUCGUGGCAAUAGUCUCACAUUUUCGGGGUGUUAGCCAGAGAAAAAAAGUUUUGUCUGUUAAACGUAAAUUGGGAAAGUUUUUUUGAUCGAUCAAAGACAAACUCCUUGUGUUGGAAUAAAUAGUGUUUUUUUCCAAUGUGUUUCUCCUUAGAUGCAAACAACGGUAGCUUGGUUUUGUACAUUCCAUUUCCGGUAAAUGAACACUGAAAAAUGCACACCGAUUACACUUUGUUUUGUACAUUUCAUUUAAGUGAAUACACACCCAAUAUGAAUGAAACGCAAUACAUUUUGAGAAAAUAGUUAAUGGGAAAAAGUAAAAACGUUCUUUGAUAUAAUAAUAUAAAAUCAAACGCAAUGCACUUUCUCAUCAGAAAAAAUGAAAAUCUUCCAGUAGACCCAGUUGGGAAAGCCCCUUAGCUACUUCAAUUGGGAAGAGUCCGUCAAACGGACAGUAUAUGGACUAGCUAACACCCUGAUUUUAGUGCCGUUGUUCUUGCAGCUGUACAGUACACCUUUACAUGAACUGACCAGUGCUCUAGAAGUGGGGGGGUGCUUGGGGGCGGAGCUCCCCUUCUUCAAACUCUGGGGGAGUCUGGGUCUACUUUAGAAAAUCGAUCAUUUAUUAAAAACACUAUUAAAAAAACUUUGUUCAUGAAGUAGAAUCAAAAUUGCUAAAAUGGCAUCCUUAAUAAAUUGAUACCUUAUCUUGUUUCAAUGUUUCAUAUAAUUAUGCAUUUAUGCUCUGUAUUUUCCAAACAGAAUGACUUAGGUUAAUAUUUAAUGACAUUAAACCUAGGUUUCAUUGAUUGAUAAUGAACAAAUAAGACAAAACAAUUUAUUAAUGCUAUUGCCUAUUAGGGCGGUGGAUAAUGAUUUAUUGCGUUAUUUUAGAAUGCUAGUAGUCUAGUAGUGGACAGAUUGAAAAUUAUUCAUAAGUUGUUGUGGCCGACUCAUUUCCUCGUAUUCUUUAAUUUUUUAAUCCGCUGAGCCCAAUUGUUACGUAUAUCGGUAUGUGUGUGUCUAUAUUGCAGGCAUUAAUGUCCUAUUUAAAAGGUGGUUGUGACAUAUGAGACUUAAUAUGAGUUAUGAUCUUAUGUACAUUGAUCUGUUAUGUGGUAUGAUAUUCCGAUUAUUGCAUCAAUCUAGAAUUUCAAAAAUGUUAAUGUAAUACACUUUUUUUAAAAAAAUACAGGUGCUUAUUUCCCAGCCCAGCACCAUUACUACUUCACCAAUAACAGAUAUCAAGCCAGAUUUCCUCCGCCGUCAAAAAGUAUCUUGCCGAAGGUAGAGCACAUUAGACAAAUUGAUGAAGAAGAACGAAUUAUGGUGAGGGAAAACCUUGCAAAGGAAUGUGGCUAUACCGGACUGUCAAUUUUGCAUAGGUUGUGGCCGCUAUAUGGAUUUUGUUAUGACCAAGAUUUGGUGUUUGAUGAAAUGCAUAUACAGUUCAGCUUAACAUUGUAAAGACAGCUCUUGACCGGCUUAUACAUGAUGAGGAUCAUCCUAUUGACUGGGAAGUGGUCGAUAAACGCUUACAAGAGUUUCCGUGAACAGCAGGUAUUGUAGUCAUACAUGUGGGACAACAUUCGAACGUCUUGAACUGAGAACUCCAAGUAAUUUGAGAUGGGAAGGUCAUGUUGAUACAAGAUAUAAAUAUGUAUAAAUAUAGUAACUAUAUUUUAAAAGUUAUUUAAUAUAUUUUUCUAGAAUUUAGAGCAUCCAGACUCCCAACAGGAAUUAAAACUCGUAUUGGCUAUUGGAAAGGUUAGUAUUUUGAAAUGAGAAGUAGUGGGUUGAAUCAUUAUGAGAUCUUCAUGAUGUAAUGUCAAUACAACAGCUGUAUACGUUCUCACUGUUAAAAUGUGGUUGAUUUUAUUCCUUAACUACACGUUCUGCAAUCAAGCACUAGCGUCUAUUUGCAUCACAAAAUUGGGCAAUCAAAACUUACGCGAGUGUGGCUCAUCAAUUGCUUCAUCCGAAAUGGACAAAAUAUAUUCCUCAGGAUUAUUUUGCGGGGGGGAUAGGGAGAAAAUCCAUAAUCCCCCUCUAAAAAUAGCUAAAUUCUGGGCGGGCAUUUCCCCCGAAAAUAGAAUAUGCAUAUCAUUAUUAACUAAUAUUAAACUGGUAAGUGGUAAGGCAUAUAUAACCUUGCAUAUACAAUUGGUAAUCACUUACAGGUGCAGUUGGUGAACCUAGACAUCAUUUCUAUCCCCUCACUUGGAAAUGGAAGAGCAUGGGAAAUGAUGUCUGGGUUUGUGACUGGGGGGGGAUUCCCCCUCCCCCCAAAUAAAAACCCCUGAAAUUUUUGAGGGGAGCUUUCACUCAGGUCCCAAAACCGAAAAUAUUCUGAUUCCCAAUUAGUAUUGACUAUAUAUUGUACUGUUCUGUAAUUUUGACGUUUUGGCAUGAAUUUUGGUAAAGUUAAUUAACUUUCCAAUUAAUACUCUAUUAGCUGAAGAUUACUCCAGAUUUGCUUUUCCUGCAUCCGAGGUUGUGCUGGCUGGUUUGCUCAACCAGUCACAAAUGCAAUCAUGGCUAUGUAUCGCCAGGAUGGAAGAGUUUUGCUGAAUCAUGCACGGAAUGGUUGGACUGAAACAGAAGCACAUACAUUCCAUCAAAUGGCUUUGCGCUAUGCCAUGCAUGUUGAAGAAGAAUGGGGUCCACAAAAUUGUGUCAUAAUGCUUCACAACGUACAGCAUUUCAAAGAGGAUAUACAAAGGUUUAGUGACCUAGACAACUAUUCCUGUUGGGUAAAAGAAAGGGCAGUGAAAAGAUACAUCAGGCAGUCCAAUAAUCACAAGAAUAUUGAGGUUACAUUUGCAGCAACUGAAGUUCGACGUUGCUAAGAAUCAGAAGAAACAAAGAAAAAGGUUGCAAGAAGACAAAGUUGACCGUGCUAAGGUAUUAUUACCAGGCGUUAUUAGAAAUUUAAUGUUUAAUCUAUUUAUUUUUGUAUUUGUAUACUAUAGUAAGUAUUUUGGGUUGCAUUUUUUGUUUUGCAGUCAUGGUCAGUACGUAUCACACCUCUCAUGUUAACAUGUUUCCUAAUACUCCAUAAAUUGGCACGAAUUAUUAUGAACACAAUUGCUAUAGGUCUUUUUCUGAAACAAGUUAUUUUAAUUUAGUUACAUGGGUAAUUUUCGUCAUGCACUUGGCAUUUUAUAGAUAUGGGCAAAAUCAAUUAAUCAAGCAAAAAUGUUGGUUUCAAUGGAUGCUGGUAUCAGAAACCAGAGCAAUAAAGGUAUCCUUGUUGGUGGCCUUCAAGAUUAUCACCUCUCAGAAGAUGUCAAAAUGCUGGUAGCAGAAUGUGUUGAAGCAGAGCUAAAAAAUGUUGAAGAAAGUGGUAAAUCCUGCCGUAGUGUAUGGUUUCCAGGACAUAAAUUUAAUGGGCUACUUUAUAGAGAAAAUGAAACUAUCAUAUUCAUCAACCAUGAAGGUGAAAUUCUUGGAAAGAUACUAACAAUAUUCAGUAUCUCAGGAGAAAGUAGAGCCUUCCUUAGAUCGAAAAGGUUUCACUGGACUGGAGAUGCUACCAGCAAUUUUCAUAAAACUGUACAAGAAGAUAAUCAAAUUGUUGUUGGGGAGCUCAAGUAUAUAAGCAGGAAAGUUAUGCUUCAGAAAGCACUUGAUGGUGAUAACAAACUUGUUGUAAUUGACUUCAUGAGGAGGAUUUUUCUGAUCGUGUCUGGAUCUGUUAUAGUACCAUACUAUCCAGUAUCAAAUGAUAUGAUAUUAGUCCAGGGAGGAGAAGAAGAUGAAAUAUGGAAAGCGAGAGUGAGUGCAUUUAAUCUUCAACGGAAAACUUUGCAGUGUCGCUUUUUUGUGAAAGAAAAUGGAGUUUGGAUACCUAAGCAUGGUUCGCAGAAUCAGAUUAUUUCCUUUGACAGCAUCCUCGGUAUUGCAAGUGGCAUUUGGUUGACCGAAUAUAGCAAAUGGCUGGAGAACUGAACUAUAUUUAUAUUUUCGCCAUUUAAACUACAGUAUGUGUUAAUAGUUUAUAUCACCUGUUCAUGAUUGUAUAUAGCUUUCUGGACUGGAUUUUUGUUGUAAUGAAU